GUAGCGAGAUAAAGCCAGACAUUGGUCCCCCAAUUAACGGGCAGUAGUGAAUAGCCGAAGCCGUAAUAGGCGCCAAGAUAAACUUUUUUAGAAACGUCUACAUUCCGCAACCUCACUCUCUUUUCUCGCUUUCCCUUCUCCUCAAAAUGAAGUCCUCCUCCCGCAGCCACCGUUUCUUUUCUUCCACCGCCACCGCCACCACAACUGUUGUUUAUAGUAAUAAGAAUGACAGCUCUGAGCCUGGCUCCAAAACUACCGGAAUCCCUAUCGCCCCCUCCCAGCCCACUUCGCAACCUAUCCCGAUUACUGUUCACCUCCCUCCUCAUCCCCAAUCCUCCGCCGCUGUUAAGAUACAGGCGGCCUUCAGAUCUCACGUGGUCCGCGCUCUCGUCAGGAAGAUCUCCGCCGUCAAUUCGGAAGCCAAUCACUGGCAGAAACUCAUCCAACGCCAGGAGACGGUUGAUGCUGUGCGUAGCAGUGCACUGGAGAAGAUGAAGAUCAAUGAGGCAUUAAUGAGACUGUUAUUUAGGCUGGAUGCAGUGCCUGGACUCGAUCCUAAUGUGAGAGAGCUGAGGAGGGAUGUGAGUCGCAAGAUUGUGGGGUUGCAGGAGAUACUCGAUGCGGUUUCAGAUAGUCGAGUUGAGCAAUGGGACGGACAUUUGAGGGAUUGGGAUGAUAUUGUUGCAGGGCUUGAACAGGAGGCUUGCAAAGAUGUAGGAGGUGGCCAUGAAAUGGAGAGGUUCUGUGCGGAGAAUUUGGGCUUCCAGUGCCUUCAAAGAUUUCUCCGCGACCAAUAACCUUAAUUAGGAAAGAACCAGCCACAAAUAUGGGGAACGAUUAAAUGGAUAGCAAACAUACCUUGAGGCAUCAUCUGCUCACAUUUAAUCGUGUUUCAUUUUAUGUUACUCCAUGUUAUGGUCAGGGAGUGUAGUAAUAAAGUGAUGUAAGAUUUAAAUGCUAUAGCAUAAAGAGACUACAUGUGCCAAGAUACAGGUCUGGCAAAGUCACUUGGUUGUCAAGCUUGCAUCUAAUGGAUUGCUGUUUAUUUAUUACUACCAGUAUUUGUUUCCUUUU
Salvia splendens (bonfire salvia) is the source of this 1074-nucleotide messenger RNA. Its product is annotated as BAG family molecular chaperone regulator 5, mitochondrial-like. NCBI's taxonomy places the organism in Eukaryota, Viridiplantae, Streptophyta, Magnoliopsida, Lamiales, Lamiaceae. The transcript is spliced from 3 exons. Gene Ontology annotation, cellular component: plasmodesma. Gene Ontology annotation, molecular function: protein-folding chaperone binding. The coding region runs from base 147 to 797 and encodes 216 amino acids. Gene Ontology annotation, biological process: protein folding. The record is from RefSeq and is a predicted model, not a curated record.